This is a messenger RNA of Suillus subalutaceus, 264 nucleotides long. RefSeq lists its product as uncharacterized. NCBI's taxonomy places the organism in Eukaryota, Fungi, Basidiomycota, Agaricomycetes, Boletales, Suillaceae. The annotation marks the transcript as partial. The transcript has 2 exons. The record is from RefSeq and is a predicted model, not a curated record.
CCACAGCUACACCAUCAUAUUGGACAAAGCAAGAAGAGUUUCGAUGAGUUGGGACAUUAUCUCCGCAGUCAUGUGGGAGACCCUGCCAUGAAGGACUUCCUUCCACAAUUGAAAGAUCAUAUCCUGGACCACAUAGGGACUCCUGGAUCUUCUGUGGAGAACACCACCCUUACCAACCAAGAACAAAGUUCAAUUUUCUUCAAGCGCAAUAGAAUCUACCAUCACAAUGUCGUCAGGUUUAAUUAUAUGACGUAUGACAUAUGA